Messenger RNA from Dreissena polymorpha, 1469 nucleotides. Its product is annotated as putative nuclease HARBI1. The transcript is spliced from 5 exons. The record is from RefSeq and is a predicted model, not a curated record. Lineage: Eukaryota; Metazoa; Mollusca; Bivalvia; Myida; Dreissenidae. Bases 1 to 915 code for a protein of 304 amino acids.
AUGGAAAUUCGUGAACGGUACCGGUUUUUCCCGGAAACUAUUCUGUUUCUUGUCAACAUGCUGAAUUUGGAGAGGGCUACUAAACGUUCUUGUCCUCUUCCGCUGCUCAUUUCAACUUUAGCAGCAUUGCAUUUCCUUGCAACUGGCACACACCACAUUGUGACGGCAGGGCUGCAUGGAAUCUCAAGGUCCAGUGUAUCUAGAGCGGUCAAGCAAUUCACGGACAGCGUGUGUCUACAUCUAAAUGACUUUGUUUUCUUCCCAAAUAUCGAAAAUGUGCAACGGACGGUGCAAAAACAGUUUUAUAACAUCGCUGGUUUCCCCCAAGUGGUUGGUGUGAUUGAUGGGACACAUAUCCGUAUUCAAGCGCCUAGCGCCAACGAAGACGAGUAUGUGAACAGAAAGGGAUUUCACUCCCUUAAUGUACAGAUGAUUUGUGAUGCCACUUUUCGGUUUGUUGACGUAGUCGCAAAGUGGCCUGGGAGCGUUCACGAUUCAAGGAUCUUUCGUGAAAGCGCCAUACGUCAGCGCUUUGAAAGAGGUGAAAUCGACGGUCUUCUGCUUGGUGACUCUGGCUAUGGAUGCAAGAGGUAUCUUAUGACACCAUAUCAAAACACCGACAGUCCUUGUAAGGAACGGUUUAACAUAUCCUUAUGUCGAACAAGAGUGGUGAUCGAGCAAGCUUUUGGCGUUCUCAAGCGUAGGUUUCCAUGUCUACAUUAUGGACUUAGAGUAAAACCUGACAGAGCAGCCAAAAUAACAGUCGCGUGUGUCAUUCUUCAUAACAUUGGAUUAGAGAGGCAAGACAUGUUUUCACGAACAUGUGAGGAUGACACAGAUCAGCCACGUGUUGUUUAUGAAGGAGAUGGGUCUGGAAACAGUUACAGAGACCACAUCGCAGAAUCUUUCUUUUAAGAACAUAUAGUUAUAUAAUAACAAGGGCUGUAUGCAAAACAUGCAUGCCCCCCAUAUGGCCUGUCAGUUGUAGUGGUAGCCAUUGUGUGCAUACGUUUAUUGUAACUGUGAUCUUGACCUUUAACCUGAAAAUCAAUAGGGGUCAUCUGCCAGUCAUGAUCAAUGUUCCUAUGAAGUUUCAUGAUCCUAGGCCUAAAUAUUCUUGAGUUAUCAUCCUGAAACCAUUUUACUGUUUUGAGUCACUGUGACCUUGACCUUUGACCAAGUGACCUGAAAAUUAAUAGGAUCAUCUGCCAGUCAUGAUCAAUGUACCUAUGAAGUUUCGAGAUCCUAGGCCUAAGCAUUCUUGAGUUAUCAUUCCGGAAAUUAUUUUAUUAUUUCAUGUCACUGUGACCUUGACCUUUGACCUAGUGACCUUAAAAUUAAUAGGGGUUAUCUGCCAUUCAUGAUAAAUGUACCUAUGAAGUUUUAUGAUACUAGGCCUAAGCACUCUUUACUUAUAAUUCGGAAACCAAAUGAUGGACGGACCGACCGACCAACGGACCGACCGACAU